AUGUGGCUGGUGGGGAGGAUCAGGGAGGGCUUGGACAACAUUCCCCAGGAUCUGGGACGCUAUGUGGGCAAGAGCAAGGAUGACAUCUCAGCCAAGACCAGCCUCUCCAACAAGCUACACAGCAACAUCCUGACGCCAGGCAACAUCCCUGAGUUCUGCCUGCCCCCUCGUCUGACCAGGAGCCCCCUGCUGGCCAGCCAGAGAACUGCAGUCCCAACAAGCACGCCAAGGAUCAACCUCGAACCCUCUGGAUCCCCUCAUCGGACGCCACAUGUCCCACAGAGAGAAAAUGCCCGGGGAAAAAGCGGUACGGAAGCCCAGAAGGGUAAAAAGCCCCCGCCGUUCUCCGCUGAGGGAUACGGCCUCGAGGGGAUGCACGAGAGUGCGAACACCAGACGCAAAGAGUCCCUGUUCCACUCCAGCCAUCCUGUCCUCACUCUGGACAGAUCCCUGCCUCUGCCCCUACCCAAAACCACCACCAGGGCAGCGCCAGAGAGAAACUCCCCCAAAACAAACAUCCGAUCCGGGCUGACAAUCUCCUUAAAGAGCCUAUCAAAGACGGGCAGCACCGAGAGCGACACCCCCUCGUCUAACGACUCCACCCCCCUCAGCUCCCCCCUCCUUACGCAUUCCUGCUCCAGCCCCACCCUCACCCUCCUGCUGGAGGGUGUCCAGGAGGGACACCCCCUCCUCCAGCCAGGCCACAGCAGGGGGGUUCCUCCACAAGGGAGCCCUCUGUCGUGCUUAUUUUUUACCCCCAGACAGAACAGGAGGAGGAGGGGAAUCUCACCCAAGCCGUUCCCCCUUGCCCACUAUCCAAACCCAAACCUCGGCUCUCUGGCUCCGCCCCUCCUUUUCCCAUUGGACAUCCUCCAUUGCCAGGAACGUCCGCAGGGAGAGAGCGUCCUCCCGUUAACGGAGCGAGGCGGCGUCCGCCUCUCCGCCGAGCGCACCCCCUCCCCGUUGGACCCCUACCUGUCCACGGUGCGCGUAAGGGUCGUCUCCGUGGAGGGCCUGAGGGACGACGGCGACCUGCGACCUUUGAACUGCUGCCUGAGCCUGUGCCUGACCCCCGGGAAGCUGCAGAGGCAGGAGAGCGCCGUCAUUAAGAACUGCCGACGCCCCGUGUUCAACGAGGACUUCUUUUUCACGGACCUGAGCCCAGACCACUUGCUGGGGCUUGAGCUCAGGGUGAAGGUGCUGGACAAGGCUGGCCACUCCGCCCUGAGGAAGGGGGCAGUGCUGGGGGUCACCACCGAAUCCCUGGCACAGCUGCUGCCCUUUGAUUAA
Hypomesus transpacificus is the source of this 1290-nucleotide messenger RNA. Its product is annotated as C2 calcium-dependent domain-containing protein 4C. Bases 1 to 1290 code for a protein of 429 amino acids. NCBI's taxonomy places the organism in Eukaryota, Metazoa, Chordata, Actinopteri, Osmeriformes, Osmeridae. The transcript has a single exon. The record is from RefSeq and is a predicted model, not a curated record.